GCAUGCCUAGGGCUGCCUGAAACAAAACACGUACAUACAUAAAGCUGAUCAUAACUGAUCGGACAUUUGGCACCAACAACACUAUGCCGAGGAAGCAGGAAGCCAAGAACAAACCUUCUGCUAACGGGAUGUCUGCUGCUGACUUGCCUGCCCUCGGAGGACCACCACCAGCCGGCCAAACGCCGUAUCUUGCUCAGCAAAAAAAUCCACCCUCGCAAGCUGCUCCAUCGAAUUUAGGUACGCAGAAUCCGCGGGGACCCAACACGUUGCAGCCGCCGUACCAACCAGCAGAAAAAAGAAACAAAAAUGGAGGAAAAAAACAUUCUGCUAAUGGUAUGUCGCGUGAUGUGAAGUACUAGCCUAGCUUGUGGAUCUACAAAAGCUAUGCGGAAUAUAUACUAGUUAAAUGGUUUAUUGCAAAUACCUACUCCAUCCAUUCUAAAUUAUAUGUUGUUUGACUUUUUGAUACCAAGUUUGACCACUCGUCUUAUUUAAAAAAAUUAUUAAAAUAUAGUCAAAUUUUAAAAUAUUAUCGAAGAACUUGCAUUGAUAAAUCAUGCUACAGCAAAAUAAAUGAUAUUUUGCACAAAUUUUUUAAUAAGACGAGAGGUCAAAUUUGAGGUCAAAAAAGUCAAACAACCUAUAAUUUGGAACGGAUGCAGCAGUUCUCAAGUAUAUAUAGUCGCUACAUAUUUUUUUAUCGCUUAUGUAAAACAUGGUGCAUUUGGGUGUGUAUAUUCUCGGAUAAUAAUGUACAUUCGUAUAUAUAUGCUGAUAUAUACUUU
Molecule: messenger RNA, 785 nt
Organism: Panicum virgatum (switchgrass)
Lineage: Eukaryota; Viridiplantae; Streptophyta; Magnoliopsida; Poales; Poaceae
Product: E1A-binding protein p400-like
Exons: 4
Coding region: 84-359 (91 amino acids)
Source: RefSeq, a predicted model, not a curated record